AUGCAGAAACUGCAAGAUAUACCCAACAAUGAAACCCAACCAGAAUCAAAUCAUCAAUUCAAUGAAACCUAUUUAAGAUCAAUAAUAAUAAAUUCAUUAGAUAAUUUAAAUUAUUCUAAUGCAGAAUUUGCCAGUGAAAGAUUAUUAUCAUUAGAUUUACAAUUUCAAAAUCGACAACAAAUUGGAAACCACCAAAUCCAAGUGAAUUUAGAUUCUAUUUAUUUGUAUUGUGUGACUUUGUACAGACAAGAUAAGGUUAAAUCAUGUUAUCGAAAAUUAAUUGACAUUAUUAAUGGGAAUAAUUCACAAAAUUUUGAAAAUAAUGAUGGUGGUGAUUUAAAUAUAGAUACAAAUAAUUUAGUGUCUGAAGGUAAUUUAAAUCAUUUGGGUUGUUUAUUUUUAUUUGGGAAAUGUUGUUUAAAACUAGAAAAUAAAUGCAAAGAUGCAAUAAUUCAAUUCAUUAAAUAUAAACACUUGUACGAAUUCAAUGAUACAAUAUCUACUUCAUUAGAUUCAAAAUUUAAUUAUGAAAAAAAUCGAUCAAUAUUACCAGAUUACGCAUCAGUUUAUCAUUUAUUAGGUGAUUUAUAUUAUGAAAUAAAUGAUAUGAAAUUAAGUUGUUUUAAUUAUUUAAAAUGUUUAAAAUUAAAUCAAUUUGAUUUUGAAGCUUUUCAAAAAUUGAGUAAAAUGGGGGUUGAUAUAAGAAUUAAGAAUAUUUAUAAAUUUCAAAGAAAUUUCAGUGGGAUUCAUCAACAACAACAGCAACAACAAUUAGAGCAAUUUGGUCAAUCACAACAGUACCAGUAUCAACAACAACAACAACAACAACAACAACAUUUUAAAACCCCUCAAACUUUGGGAAAUUACGAAGUACCUGAUUUAACCAACCCAUUUGCAGAUAAACAACAACACCAACAACAGCAACAACAACAAUCACAAGAUCCUAGUAAUCCACUAAGAACUCCAACGAUACAUGUAGAUGAUUUUAAUUUUUCAACACCAAGAAUAAAAAGUGCUUCAAUCCCCGAUGCUCCUUUACGUAAAUCUAAUUUGAACACUGCAGGGAUACAUCAACCACAAAAUUCUAAUUUUAACCAAAAUAAUCAAGAUUUAACAAAUACUUCCAUUACCAAUAAUACUUUUGAGUUUGCAAAACCAAAUUUUCCAGAAAAUAAGAAAAGAAAUAGUGCAACAAAUAUCAAAAAUAAUUAUUCUAAAAUCACAUCAAGAUUAAUUUCUCAACCUUUGAAUAGUCAACAACAACAAACAUCAUCUACAUCUAAUUUGGAAACUCCUAAUAAGAAGAACCUAAAGAGAAAUAAUUCAAUCAUAUUGGAAAAUACAACUAAUACAAACCACAAUAAUUCAACAAAUCUAAAAAAUGUGAACCAGUCAUCAAUAAAUUCAGCACCAAUAAUUCAACAAGUAUCCAAUAUAACCACAAACACAACAACAAAUUCAUCAAUAAUGUAUUUCAAGGAAAUUGAAAAAUCUGAAAUUUAUUUACUUCAUAAAUACCUGAUUUUUGCAAGAGCAUUUAAAAAAUUAUGUAAAUAUGAUUGUUAUAAGGCUAUCAAAAUUUUAGAAAGUCAAUUAUCAAUGGAAGAAAAAAAUACACCAUGGGUAUUAAGUAAAUUAGGUAAAUUAUAUUAUGAAAUAAUGAACUAUAAAAAAUCAGAAAGUUAUUUUAAAAAGUUAAGAGAAAUAGAUAGAACCCGUAUUGAAGAUAUGGAAAUUUUCUCAACAUUAUUAUGGCAUUUACACAAGAAAAUAGAUUUAACAUAUUUAGCUAAUGAGAUUUAUGAUAUAAAUCCAAACCAUCCAAUAACUUGGUGUAUUAUAGGUAAUUUAUUUUCAUUAAAUCAUGAACCAGAUGAAGCUAUACGAUGUUUUAAUAAAUCCAUAAAGUUAAAUUCAAAAUUCAUAUACGCUUACACUUUAAAAGGUCAUGAAUAUUUUAGUAAUGAUAAUUAUGAGAUGUCAUUAGAAAAUUUUAGAAUAAGUUUAUUACUUGAUUCAAGACAUUUCAAUGCUUUAUAUGGUAUUGGAAUGAUUUAUAUGAAUUUAGGAGAUUAUUCAAAAUCAGAUUAUUAUUUUAGAAAAGCAAUUUCAAUUAAUCCAAUAAAUAUAAUUUUAAUAUGUUGUUGUGGAAUGAUUCUUGAAAAAUUAAAUAAAAAACAACAAGCAUUAAAACAAUAUGAACUUGCGUGUAAAUUACAACCAAAAAAUCCAUUACCAUUAUUUAAAAAAUCACAAUUAUUAUUUAGUCUUACAAAUUAUACAGCAGCUAUAAGGAAUUUUGAAAUUUUAAAAAAUUUAGCUCCUGAUGAAGCAAGUGUUCAUUUUUUAUUAGGUCAAUUAUAUAACUUAACAAAUGAAAAAUCAAAAGCUAUUAAAGAAUUUACAACAGCUUUAACGUUGGAUCCAAAGGGUAAUUAUUUGAUAAAAGAAGCAAUGGAAUCAUUAAAUAAUUAG
Molecule: messenger RNA, 2475 nt
Organism: Lodderomyces jiufengensis
Lineage: Eukaryota; Fungi; Ascomycota; Pichiomycetes; Serinales; Debaryomycetaceae
Gene: CDC27
Product: anaphase promoting complex subunit
Exons: 1
Coding region: 1-2475 (824 amino acids)
Biological process (GO): cell division
Molecular function (GO): protein binding
Source: RefSeq, a predicted model, not a curated record